CCAACCUGCAUAGUUUGAAUGAGAGUUGUAUGUGGCUGAGGCAGACAAUAAGCUGGCUGUGUAUGGAAUCUGCUUGCUGACUCUACCAUCUACCUAGGUUCAUUACAGAGAACUGUGGACUGAUUUCAGUGUUAUUCACUGGCUGGCUUGUUUGGGUGGCAGACUGUAGUGUCAGGGAUGAGCCAGCUCUAGCUACCUCUGCUGGCACUCACCCAGCUCGCCCGGCUUUUUACCACCGACAUGCUAGCACGCUUUAUGGCGGGAUAGGAAAUCAAUAGAAUAUUGACGUUUUCCAUGCGGUUCCUUGCCUCUAUGUCUCGUGUGUGUGUGUGCGUAUUUGGAGGCACCAUAAUUUUUAUAUAGUCUGUGGCCAUUGAGUUGAACAGAGACGUUGCUCAUUGUGGAUGUGGAUGUGGAAGUGUCAACAAGCUGCUCACAAACAUGGACUAACCAUCCUUCAGACCGGCCAGAUAUGCUGUGGAGUGGAGUACAUGACAAUCAGUGAUCAGUACCACCCAUCAUCACACCUAUCACUACAUGGCAUAGCACAGAUGCUGUAGUACUACUCUCCUAGUUUACCUGUUAUUUGUUACCAUCUAUAUGUAUUCCCCAAUGCAUCCUCCACCGCAAGACGCUAUGCCCAUGAACUCUGACCCUUUCUAUGCCUCUCCUUUCUCCACUUACUACAGGCGCCACACCCCCUACAUGGGCCAGCCAGACUUCCGCAUAUAUGAACUCAACAAGAGGUUACAGCAGCGGACAGAGGAGAGUGACAACCUAUGGUGGGAUGCCUUUGCGACAGAAUUUUUUGAAGACGAUGCGACAUUAACAUUAGCCUUCUGUUUGGAAGAUGGCCCGAAAAGAUACACAAUUGGCAGGACACUUAUACCUCGAUACUUUCGCAGUAUCUUUGAAGGAGGUGUCACAGACUUGUACUAUAUUCUUAAACAUCCAAAAGAGUCAUUCCACAAUACAACGAUAACCUUGGACUGUGACCAGGCUACCAUGGUAACGCAUCAUGGGAAGCCCAUGUUCACCAAGGUGGUGACAGAAGGCAGGCUAAUUUUGGAAUUUACAUUUGAUGACCUCAUGAGGAUUAGAUCUUGGCAUUUUUCUGUACGACAACACCGAGAACUUAUCCCCAGGAGUGUCAUAGCAAUGCAGCAGGAUCCAGCCAUGGUUGAACAACUGUCAAAGAACAUUACAAGACAAGGGCUCACUAACUACACACUCAAUUUUCUCAGGUUAUGUGUUAUUUUAGAACCAAUGCAAGAGUUAAUGUCCAGGCACAAGGCUUACGGUCUCAAUCCUCGGGACUGUCUUAAGACAACGCUCUUUCAGAAAUGGCAGCGUAUGGUGGCGCCACCUGGUAAAGGUAAUAAGAGCAGUAAUCCUCAAAGGCAAACAACAAAGAGGAGAAAAAGAAAAACAUCUAAUAAUGCUGGCAACACAAACAACAUAAACUCGCGUGACUCUGGCCCACCAUCGAGCAAGCAGAAGCGUUCCCCAGGCCCCCAAGGGUUCAAUCCUGUACCGGGGGACGUGAUGGUAGUGGGUGAGCCUACGUUGAUGGGCGGAGAGUUUGGUGAUGAAGAUGAACGGCUGAUAACCCGGCUGGAGAACACGCAGUAUGAGCAUAACGCAGGGGAUGAGGAUCCAGACCAGUUCAGGAACAACUCCCCGGCCCUGGCACACAGCCCCUGGGGUCAAGACAAGAAGCCACAGCAGUCUGCCUCUGUAUCUAGUCAGCCAGAUGAGAAGACGGAAUAGCAUACACCUUGAUGGUAUGCACAUCACGUCCUUGCUCUGAUUUCACUUCACCCUGCCUGACCUGGGAUCACCUCCGUAAAAGUAUGUGCCAAUGUUUUUUUCUGUAAGUGUGCAGAAAUAAAAAUGUUGGCGUAUAUUUUUAUGAAGCUGUCCUGUCUAAAGACUGGUAUAGCGGCCUUGCAGGGCAGUGUGGCAGUACAGGGUGAGAGCUGGUUGAUCUGUACACAAAGCCUUGUGGACAACUGGGCUUGUGGAGCACAGAGAACAUGUACCAGGAAUGGCGUGUCAGUCCGUGCUCAAGGAGAAGUCACAUCAACACAGAUUUACGCUGACAGAUCUUGUAUAUAAUCUGAAAUUGGCAAUCUCAAAUAAAGAAGACAAAAAAAGUAGAAAAAAAGGACAGACCUGAAAGGUUCAGCUUCCCAUGCAGAUGCUGGUUAAAGCAGAAAAAACACAUUGCUCAUACCUUGUUCAGUUUCAUCCACAUUUUGAUGAAGUCAGUUUGACUUUUCCAUUAUUUUUUGAGUCAUGUUCAUCUGAAACUUAUGUCAUUUAUCAUUUGAUGAGUUAGGAGAAUGGAUCGGUUUUCAUUUUACAGGUUUUUAUAGUAUUAUUGAAAGAAAGUCAAGCCAGAGUUCAGAACAGCAUUUUUGAAGUGUUCUUGAAUCCUAAUUGUGAUCCUGAUGUAGUGUGCUCUUGAUCUGAGUUGUAAAUAACACUUGCUGUCUGGUAUUCUGUCUUGUUGCUCCUUAUUAGGCCUCGCCUGACAUUUUAGAACAACUCCCAAGUAAAGAUGUUUACUAAGCUUCAGCCAUGUACAUGAAGUUAUCUGCCAUUUUCUCCCAACACACCAGUAGAUGCCAUUUGACGGGUAACAGAUCAUGCAUUUUCUCAUUUUCCCACCUUUUCUGGUAUUUUUAUAGAAUCAUCUGUUUUCACAUAAUGUUGAUUACAUCACAGCAUGGUGAGUGAACAAGUUGACUACAUAGAUUAUGUGGGUGUGUGAACAUUAUGGUUGAGAAUGUGGGUGGACUAAAAAUGAUGAAAGCAAAUUUUUCAAGUGUUUGAAAUUUGCAGCACUGAACAGGUUUUGUUCUUCCCAGUUUUCUAACUUGGUUCGAGCACAAAAAAUGAGAACACGUUACAAUUAGAAUUAUUUUGAUUAAAGUGGUAAAGUAUUGAGCAUGGGCAGGAGAAAAAAAUCACAAGACAUUAAAUGGUGUCCUCUUUAUGUGUAUCUGUAGAUUAGUUUCUAAGUAUAUUUGUAGCAUUUAU
Messenger RNA from Liolophura sinensis, 3045 nucleotides. RefSeq names its product LIM domain-binding protein 2-like. The transcript has 8 exons. Lineage: Eukaryota; Metazoa; Mollusca; Polyplacophora; Chitonida; Chitonidae. The coding region runs from base 601 to 1770 and encodes 389 amino acids. The record is from RefSeq and is a predicted model, not a curated record.